CGGGCCGGGACUGCCUACCCCUCCGCCAGAAAGAGGCGCGCUGUUGGCAUCCAUCCAAGGCGCAGGCGUACAUGUGCUCAAGAAACGCGGCGAUGCUCCUGCUCCACGCGCUACACCCCCGCCCGAAGAGCCAGCUGCUGCGGCAGGCGGAGGCGGAGACCUUACAUCUGCAUUGGCUGCGGCCCUGUUGGAGCGCAACAAGCGGAUGGGCGACAGCGAUGACGAAGACGAGGAUGAGGACGAGUGGGAUUAGGAUGGAUUUUGACAAUCGUCGAUAGGUGGACCGCAUUCUCUAGCACUUCUUUCACAGCCUACUGUGCAUUAUAUUUCGUAUCUAUCUC
Trametes versicolor FP-101664 SS1 is the source of this 341-nucleotide messenger RNA. RefSeq lists its product as uncharacterized. NCBI's taxonomy places the organism in Eukaryota, Fungi, Basidiomycota, Agaricomycetes, Polyporales, Polyporaceae. The record is from RefSeq and is a predicted model, not a curated record. The transcript has a single exon. The annotation marks the transcript as partial.